CAGAUCAAGCCUUUGUGACCCUUGCUACCGAUGAUGUGUACUGUCAAGGUGCUCUGGUUCUUGGACAGUCAUUGAGGAACCAUACAACAUCUAGAAAAUUGGCAGUGCUAAUUACACCAGAGGUUUCCAGUGGGAUGAGGUCUGUCCUCCGCAGCGUGUUUGAUGAAGUCAUCGAGGUGGAUGCACUUGACAGUGCUGACUCAGUCCGUUUGGCUCUGAUGCAGAGGCCGGAACUAGGUGUAACCUUCACUAAACUUCGCUGUUGGACUCUUACUCAUUAUAGCAAAUGUGUCUUCAUGGAUGCAGACACUUUGGUGCUUUGCAAUGUUGAUGAAUUGUUUGAUCGAGAAGAGUUUUCAGCAGCUCCUGAUUGUGGCUGGCCUGACUGCUUUAAUAGUGGCGUAUUUGUGUUCCGACCUUCUUUGAAAACUUACAACUUACUACUCCGGUUCGCUGCUGAACAUGGCAGCUUCGAUGGGGGUGAUCAAGGCUUGUUGAAUAGCUUCUUCAGCAAUUGGGCAACAGCAGAUAUUGGCAAACACUUACCUUUCCUCUAUAACUUAAGCAGCAGCGCUGUAUACACCUAUGUUCCUGCUUUCAAUCAUUUUGGUAGAGAUGCCAAAGUUGUCCACUUCUUGGGAGCAACAAAGCCCUGGAACUACAAAUACAACCUUCAAACAAAGAGAGUUAUGCAGGAUGGCACCACCUCUGGAUCUUUUCAUCAGCUGUCAUUUCUUGCCCUCUGGUGGAAUAUAUACAGUGCCAGUAUAUUGCCUUUGUUAGAAAAACUUCAAAAGGUGGAGGAAUCAGAAUCUGAAGAAUGCAAGCACACUUUCAAUGGAGUUGAAAUUACACUGAAAAAGGUCAGUCCUUAUGUGGCCAAUUCGCUGCAAAUGUCUGUGCUUCCAGAGCAGACAUAUGAAAUAUAUCCCACAGCAUGUUCACCUGAGGAACUCGCUUUCAAAGCAAACGAGGUCACACAUUCUGUUUCAGAGCUGUCUAUUCACUUCAAACCAGAAGAACCAAGUCCAGAAGAUGAACGGAGAAAAUGGGAGGAAGGGCGCAUGGACUAUAUGGGGAAAGAUGCUUUUGAACGUAUCAAAAAGAAAUUGGAUGCAUUUUUACAUUAAGAUGGAGUGUACUGUAAUGGCCAUCACAAUCUGUUUUUUCUAUAAACGCAAC
This is a messenger RNA of Phaethon lepturus (White-tailed tropicbird), 1182 nucleotides long. Its product is annotated as glycogenin-1-like. The record is from RefSeq and is a predicted model, not a curated record. Bases 135 to 1130 code for a protein of 331 amino acids. Gene Ontology annotation, molecular function: glycosyltransferase activity. Lineage: Eukaryota; Metazoa; Chordata; Aves; Phaethontiformes; Phaethontidae. Gene Ontology annotation, cellular component: cytoplasm. The transcript has 7 exons.